ACAGUGUUUCCUACGCUUAAAAAGGCAGACGAAAAAGGUAACAAAAAGUAAAAAAGUACAAAAAGGCUUAAGAAGGAGUUUUGCUUUCAGCACCGGGCCUAGUAUUAAGGUAGUUAAAGAACUAUAGUACGCUUGUUGCCCUCUGCUAUAAAAGCUACAGCAGAGUUCUCACAAGGCUUCCCACUUCCGUCAACCCGCCUUGGGUCCUUGGAUAGCAGGAGGUUUGCUGUACUAUCCGUUAUUCAAAAAUUUCUGUCUAGAGCUCAAAGGCAGAUUUAUCGUGUUUUUACAAUACUAAGUGUGUGUGCCGCAUAGAAUUGCGAUGAUCCACUACCGCGCGUAGUUAUUUCACGAAUAAAAGGCUCUGGUAGAUUCAUAUCAGCUCUUCUAUUCGCAAGGAAAGUUAUAUACACUAUGCUCCCGCUAUGCAACAACCUACAUAGUAAUGCGACAUCCCCUGUACCUAGAUAAUGACGGCGCUAAGACCAUAGAACCUCUAUGUAAGUCUUUCAGCCGCGAAAGCGGUGACGAUGAACGAAUAAUACCUCUUGCUCUUGCAAUUUGCGGGACAGAACAGGAUAAGGGAACUGAUUGACGCCGCCAACAUCUCUCUAUUGGCUCACGACAGUGCCACGAACAUGCUAACAUAAACGUCGUCUUGGCGUCUGUGUGUCUUCCUUCUUCGUAGCUAGUUCUCUCUCUUCCUCUCUCUCCAUCCCCUCUAAUCAAUCC
Molecule: messenger RNA, 732 nt
Organism: Periconia digitata
Lineage: Eukaryota; Fungi; Ascomycota; Dothideomycetes; Pleosporales; Periconiaceae
Source: the annotation of a GenBank genome assembly